CCUCUGACGGCCGAGCGUGGAUCCGCUGCUGCCUCCCUUCACAAACACGGAAGCAGCAUGGCGUCCGACGGCUCCUCCGACAGGCAGAGGGUUGCCCAGCAAAGACUGAGAAUAAUCGCCGGGCAUUUACAGAAACCAGUGGACGUCGACUCCGACAUCCUAGCCGCGGAGUGCAAAGCCCAGGGCCCCAAGACACAAGCGUCCAGUGAGGGGAGCGCGAUGCCGAGGAGGAGGCAGGAGAUUAUGAAAUGGAACGGCUGGGGAUACAUCGAUACAAAAUUCCUCUUCAACAAGAAAGGCCAAGCAGAAUUUACCGGCAAAAGGUAUAGACUAAGUGGUAUGAUCAUCCCUGCUCUGAGAGAUUGGUUUGAAGGCACGUUUGGAGCUAAUCUGCAGCAUAAAUCCCUAGCAACACCCAUUCUGACUAGCGGUGCUGUACAGCCUCCCACUCUUAACGAGGCCUUUGUGGAGGAACUGAAAUCCACGGGUAUCCCCUUCUCUCAUGAUGCAGAAGACCGGGUGUUUCGUGCCCACGGCCAUUGCUUACACGAGAUCUUUGCUCUGCGAGAGGGGAAAGUUGGUCGUGUUCCAGAUCUGGUGGUAUGGCCAAACUGCCACAAUGAUGUAGUGAAAAUUGUGGAACUGGCGUGCAAACAUAAUGUUUGUUUGAUACCAUAUGGAGGAGGGACGAGUGUCUCUAGUGCCCUGGAGUGCCCCCCGGAGGAAACUCGCUCCAUUGUCUCUCUGGAUACCUCACAGAUGAACCGCAUCCUGUGGAUCGACGAGAAAAAUUUAACUGCCCAUAUGGAAGCUGGCAUCGUCGGUCAGGAUUUGGAGAGAUUGCUUAAUGAGAGCGGCUACUGUACAGGACAUGAGCCGGACUCCAUGGAGUUCAGCUCCCUGGGGGGCUGGGUAGCAACCAGAGCAUCAGGCAUGAAGAAGAACAUCUACGGCAACAUUGAGGACCUGGUCAUCCACGUAAAGAUGGUGACCCCCCAAGGAGUGAUUGAAAAGAGCUGUCAGGGCCCACGCAUGUCCACAGGGCCGGACAUUCACCACUUCAUCAUGGGCUCAGAAGGAACCCUGGGCGUGGUUACUGAGGUAACGAUGAAGAUUCGUCCCAUGCCGGAGUAUCAGAAAUACGGCUCAGUGGUAUUCCCUAAUUUUGAGCAGGGAGUGGCCUGUCUCCGAGAGGUUGCCAAACAGAGGUGUGCCCCAGCAUCUAUACGACUCAUGGAUAAUGAACAAUUUAAAUUUGGUCAUGCCCUAAAGCCUCAAGUAUCUUCAAUUUUCACAUCCUUUCUGGACGGGUUGAAGAAAUUUUACAUCACCAAGUUCAAGGGGUUCGACCCCAACUGCUUGUGUGUGGCCACCCUACUGUUUGAGGGAAAUCGUGAGAAGGUCCUGCAGCAUGAGAAGCAAGUUUAUGACAUCGCUGCAAAAUUUGGGGGGCUGGCAGCUGGAGAGGACAAUGGGCAGAGGGGCUACAUGUUGACCUUCGUCAUCGCUUACCUCCGGGACUUGGGGAUGGACUACUAUGUGAUGGGGGAGUCCUUUGAAACCUCUGUGCCUUGGGACAGGGUGUUGGACAUUUGCCGGAACGUAAAGGCACGCAUCACUCGAGAGUGUAAAGACAGAGGAGUGCAGUUUCCACCGUUAUCCACAUGCAGGGUGACUCAGACGUAUGACGCUGGUGCCUGUGUCUACUUUUACUUUGCCUUCAACUACAGGGGACUCAGUGAUCCAGUACACGUGUAUGAACAAGUGGAGCGUGCAGCCAGAGAAGAGAUUCUUGCCAAUGGAGGGAGCUUGUCACAUCACCACGGAGUGGGGAAACUUCGGAAGGAGUGGAUGAGAGAGACCAUCUCCAGCGUCGGCAUGGGGAUGCUCAAGUCCGUCAAGGACUACGUGGACCCCAAUAACAUCUUCGGCAACGGGAACCUUCUCUAAUUUCCCGCUCACCUUUAUCUCACCCUUUUUUUCUAAAAAACAAAAAAGCAUCUUGUGCAUUUUGGAUUAAUAGAUUACUAAAUGUGAAUUUAAAAUGGACAGAUGUUGUCUUUUUCAUCAGUCAUUUGGUGCCAUUUAUUGAUUCACCCAAACCUUUUCUUUUACAUUAUAUUGCAUUUAAUAUGCUGUAACAAUCACUGUCACUCACGGUGCAGCUCCUUUUUCGCCGCCUCAGCUUGUUGUUGGAGCUACGGCCAUGAUGCAACCAGACAUGAUGCAACAAGACCUUGAUUUUUGUCAUAUUUUCUUACGUUUAACCAUUUCCUUAAUAUCCUUGCCAACAAAGUUGAUUCAUCUGUUUUGUUCUUACUUUCCACUUGUGUGUGUCUGGUAAGUGUGUGCAAGUGUGUGUGUGUGUGUGUGUGUGUGUGUGUUUGGGGCCCUCCUGUUGUGGUAAUUUGUAGAUGAAUGCGCUUUAUAAAGCUCUGUGCCUUUCUUAAGCUUAUGUCUGCCUUCCCUUUCUCCCACUAAACACACUGCUGGUGUACAGUGAGUCCCUUUGUGGAGCAACAUUAACUUGAUCAUGAUGUUUUCUAUGUCUUCAUAUUUCUCUUGCCCUCAUGCCUUUUGAUGUACUGACCUAUUGCCAUAAGAGACUUUUUUUUCUCGUCUGUACGCGUGUGUGUGUGUCCCUCUGCACCACAACCCCCCCCCCCCCUUCUAGAAGUACAAUAUGAUAACAAAGAGAGAUAUUCCCUGUGUGUUUAGUUUUUUUUUGUACUGAAAGCAUUAACCUUGCAUGGUUUGUUACUGAGAAAGUGAAGUGGGGAAAAAAGCCAUCGAGGUUUUUCUAUCACGCCUGCUUCAAUGUCACCGCGUUUGCAGUUCAAGGCCUCUGGAUCUCGGUGCUGACGUUGUACCAAAGACUCAACACAUCAGAACAUGCAAACGCACCGUAAACAUAUGUUUGAUUAAGUGACCCUUGCACAUAUUUAGUAUCUUCAUGCACAGCUCAACUAUAUUUUUUAAUCAGCAUAUGCAAAGAUGACCCUUCUGAGAGCUGUAAGAUGUAGAUACGUGUCUGUUACAUGUGCUGAAACCUUCUACAUCAUGUCUUAUGUUCAAGACACUGUAUUGGAUUAUUACUUUUCCAUAGAUUUGAUCAGAAAUUCCUCCUAAAAUAGUUUCCCUUGUUUUCUGUACGGUGUUAAAGAUUUUUGUAAGGGACAGUGUAAUGUUCUACAAUUUCAUACCAGACUUGAACCAUUUGUCACUGAUGACCAUUGAUUUUGAAGCAAAGUGAAGCUUUAAGAGAGCUGUUUGAAGAUAAAUCUUGCCUUUUUUUCUCUUUCUGAUCAGUGCUUCACAUUUUCCAGAACCACCUUGUUCUUUUUUUAACUCAUAAUAUUUCACCAAAAAAAAGAACUCUUUAAGGAACCUGUCGUAUGACAUUUAAUGUCAGUCAAACAACGUGCGAGAGCUUUUGAACCUUAUGGAUAUGCCUUUUGUUAUUCUCCUAACAAUGUCGUACAUUUUGUCAAUGCUGUUUGUGCAAUAAAUUUAACUAAAACAUCUAA
Molecule: messenger RNA, 3527 nt
Organism: Anoplopoma fimbria (sablefish)
Lineage: Eukaryota; Metazoa; Chordata; Actinopteri; Perciformes; Anoplopomatidae
Gene: agps
Product: alkylglycerone phosphate synthase
Exons: 20
Coding region: 58-1950 (630 amino acids)
Biological process (GO): lipid biosynthetic process
Molecular function (GO): alkylglycerone-phosphate synthase activity; FAD binding
Source: RefSeq, a predicted model, not a curated record